AUAAAUCAAAACCUCAGUUAUGAACAGUAUAAGUCCAACGACUGGUAAGCCUAUAGUAAUAUUUAAAAUCCGUAUUUAAUUAAUAUAGUUAACAGCAUAAUCAUAUACAUAAAAGUAAUCUACACCUCCAGAUUUGUCCGACAGGCUUUUUUAAUCGGCAUUUAGCCGUAAAAAACUUCAUUUCACACGUAUGAACUAAGAAAUGGUAGGGAAUACUAGAAGCUAAGCGCUCUUUUGAACGUUAGGAAUUCGCCAACGAAUCAUAUGACCCCACGCUUGGAGCAAACUGUAAAAAAACAGCCUAAUCUUUUCUGUUUGUGGUAAUAUAGCCGUAUUUUUUUUCCAGUUUCUUGUAUUUUUGGUUGCAUAAGUUCCUCUCGAUUCUUUUGCCAACAACUUCGAGCUAUUUGGUGAAAGUUCUUGAACAAAACCUCAGGUAACUGUUAAUCCUAUUGUCUCCCAGCUGUUCAUUUUAUAUUCGUGCAAAAUGCGUAAGAAAAAACAGUAAUAUCCUCCCAAAGAUGAACGAAAAUGAAGAUAGCAGUAUAGACUACAUAGAAGAUCCUUACUUUAACCCACAAGACAGUUCACAAACUCCAAGUUUGGAUGAGUUGGACAAUUCAGAUACAGAGUUGGAUGUUUAUGACCUAUUGGAUAUAGAUAAUUUGAAGCUGUUGGAUUUUGACGAGGUGGCUUACAGUUCCCUGUCAGACGAAUCAGUGAAUGUAGAGACUGAGUUUGUUAGUGUGAAAAGGGCAAACGUGAUUAUAAGUGCCUUCUUCAAGAAUAAGUUUAAGCGACACGUACGGGUAACUUAUAGUGAUCUUACAAAGCCUUAUAUUGCCAAAUUGCCUAAAGAUAGUAAUUUCAGAAAGUUCCUAGAUAUUAGCCACAACGAAGAAGCAAUGGCCGCCGGAGACCACCAAGCCCCCGACCUCUCCCACCUCACUGAAGAGGAAAAGGAGCACCAGGAGAAGUUGUGGAAGGAAGAACUGGUUCAGGUCGAAGACGAGAUAGCCACGUUGAGGACGGUACUAGCGUCGAAGAUGAGACGUAGCGCAGAGUUGAAGAGGAACCUUGGCAUCACUGUGUGGAAAGAAGUGUCCGAGGAUAUCAACCAAGGCAUUAAGAAUGUCAAGGAGAGUAAUGUAUAUCAGACAGUCGAAAGUAAAGUUGGCCAGGUUACAAAAGCUGUCACUGAUGCUCCAAUAUACCAGAGGACCACCUCUUUGAUAGGUGGUAUCACAGGAAACAUUACCAACAAAAUCGGACAGAUGAGGCAUUCAGAAUCAUUCCGUUCAAUUGAGGAAAGAGUUGGAAGCGCCUAUGAAAAUGUUAAGACUAAAGUGGUGUCCCGUUCAAAUUCUCAGCAAAGUUUGGACGAGGCAGCCAGGUCCAGAUCCAGCUCAGUGGUGACAAGUCCCACUAUUCCUGAAGAGAAACCAGUGGCGUAACUCUGGCAUAGUGUCGACCGUAAAUGCCUUCUUAACUUGUUCUUAAAACUACUUAUAAUUUAUAAAUUAUUACUUUAUAGAUAACUCAAUCUAUAACUGAACAGUACUGUAUGUCCUUGCAAAGUUAGUUUGUACCUCCGUCCUUUUGAAAGUUUCCCUGCUUUAUAGAUUAUUUUCUACAAGGAAAUGACAUCUACUGCAUUUGGUGCCUCUUAAUUUGUUAGCAAAGCAUACGCACUGUACAUGAACUGAAUUCUAUUGACGCUUUUGAGUUUUUAAUGCAUUUUCCCUAAACACUAGCCUAACUUCCAAUAGCAACCUAUAAUGACUGUAAUAGUUUUGUAUUUUGCAAAAUUCUUGAUUACAGUCCGUAAUAGAGGGCAUACAGUACGACUGAACCAUGGUGAGGUGAAGUGGGAUAUAGAUCUAGUUUCUAUUGCUUAUUUCAAAUAUUUCUAAAAGACUAUCCGUAGUUCAGUAGUUUUUGUACAGUUAGUUUAGUUUUAUCAGACUUCAGAGAUGAUGUAAGUACUAUUCAGAAAAAAUGUUAUUUUUACUUAAUAUUUGCUUUGAGGAAUGAUCCAUCGUACCCUUAAGUCAUCUAAUGACAUCUGUCAUACUGUAGUAGAUGAUAUAGUGGAAUAUUGUUGGGAUAGUGGUGAAUUGAAGAUUAUAGUAUAUGUAAGCUAUUUUUACAUUACACCAAAAUGGCUUUAUGAAACCAAUUUGUUUCCACAGAUAUUAUUGUCUUGGAAGAAAAUAAUAAAUAAACGUACGUAUAUGUUUAUUUGUUGUUUUACUUUUGUUUCCUCAAACACUUUCCGCGACAUCUUAGCAAUUAUUCUAUGACGUGAUGCAGGGUGUCUUAGAAUAAGACGACAAUCUCGGCAAAUAAUGCCACCCGUUCCUAUAAAAAAAUAUCCUCGGGGCUUCCCUACUGAUGUGCUGGCCCCCAGAAGGACGCUAAUGGAAAUCCGCUUAUCUCAAAUAAUUUUUGUACAUUUUAUUAUGUAUAUGUAAUUCAACAAAUUUUUGCUAGUAUCCCGAAAGGUUUAUUAUGUAUUUGAAUGUUGAAUUAAAACUGUGUAAUAAAAGUUCAAUCAAAGCCA
Molecule: messenger RNA, 2563 nt
Organism: Acanthoscelides obtectus
Lineage: Eukaryota; Metazoa; Arthropoda; Insecta; Coleoptera; Chrysomelidae
Source: the annotation of a GenBank genome assembly